Messenger RNA from Ziziphus jujuba (common jujube), 2684 nucleotides. Its product is annotated as cysteine-rich receptor-like protein kinase 10. Bases 448 to 2541 code for a protein of 697 amino acids. Gene Ontology annotation, molecular function: ATP binding; protein kinase activity. The record is from RefSeq and is a predicted model, not a curated record. Lineage: Eukaryota; Viridiplantae; Streptophyta; Magnoliopsida; Rosales; Rhamnaceae. Gene Ontology annotation, biological process: protein phosphorylation. The transcript has 6 exons.
UUUUCGAUCAAUUAGCAGCCCUUUUAUUGUUUUAAUCUUUUAUUUUAUACUUAUGUUAACUUUAUUUUGUAUUUUGAUUUUUUAUUAGAAUUACAAUAUAUUUUAGAUAAAAAAAAGAAAGAGAAUUUCACAUAAAUCUCCUAAGAUUUAGAAGUAAAUUCUUAAAGGUUUUUACCACUAAACUAUUCUUGCAAAUACUUGCUUACUUUUUAUUUGAAAAUGUCUAAAUGAACCACACCGUCUUAUAUAUCUUCCAAGAAAUUGUAUUAGCUGUUUUUAAAACCAAUAUUUAUAAAAUAAAACACGUUGACUGUUCCUACCUGGAUGUUUCCAGGUGAAACCCAAUGUACAACUUAAGGAUAAGGAAACAAGCUCUGUACAAAUAUAUCAAACCACAUAAAAUUAAAGUUCCUAUGAUCAGUUUUUGCACAAUUUACAAACCUUUCAAUGAUUUACAGACGCCCACAACAAGCAGCAGCAGCAAUGGCGUCUUUGAGUAUUUCUUUUUAUGUUAAUUUUUCCAUCUUUUUACUUCUCAUGAUCACUCGAGCCUUUGGUCAGCCAGCCUUGAGAUACGGCGCCUUGUGUCUAGGUAGUAACUUCACCAAUAACAGCACCUACCAAAUAAACCUCAAUCACCUCCUUUCCACCCUUCCUUCAAACACCUCGAUUGACUAUGGAUUUUACAAUCCUUCUUACGGCCAUAACCCCGACCACGUUCACGCAAUCGGACUUUGCAGAGGAGACGUUCAGCCGGAGGCUUGCCGUAGGUGCCUCAACAACUCUGCACAUCGUCUCACCGACGGUUGUCCUAAUCGGAAAGGCGCAAUGGGAGGUUAUGACGAAUGCGUGUUACACUACUCAAGUGAUGAUGACUCCAUAUCUGCCGGAGUCGUGAAGUAUCAUCCAAGAUUCUAUUUGUGGAAUACUAAUAACGUAACAUCAUCGAAUGUUGAUGGCUUUAAUGAAGUCCUCAUGACCUUAUUGGCUGACCUGAAAAGUAAAGCUGCGGCUGGUGACUCAUUUUGGAAAUAUGCAACUGGAAAUCAACCUGUUCCGGAUUACUUUAAAACUAUAUAUGCACUUGUGCAGUGCACCCCAGAUUUGUCCAGGAACAAUUGCACCAAAUGCUUAGAUAAAGCUAUAGGAGAUAUUCCAAUUCAUAGUGCUGGCAAACAAGGUGGAAGAGUUAUUCUUCCAAGCUGUAACAUUAGGUAUGAGAUCGAAAUCUUCUACGAUCCUGAUCCUCCAAAAUCGGUCAACAUUCCUCCUAGUGCUACCCAAGGAAAGAAGAGUAACACAUCUCAAACUAUCAUCUUUAUAGUCGUGCCAAUAGCUGUUUCUGUGGUACUAAUUAUCUCCAUUUGCGCCUAUUUAAGGCUGAGAAAGGCAAAGAGAAAUGGGAAACGAAGACAUUUUAAUUUAUCUAAGCCAGAUCGCGCAGAACCUGAAGCAGUGGAUGAAAUUGCAACUGCGGAAUCCCUGCAAUACGAUUUCAACACAAUCAGAGUUGCCACUGAAAACUUUUCUGCGGCAAAUAAGCUUGGACAGGGAGGUUUUGGUCCUGUUUACAGGGGUAAGCUUUCCAAUGGCGAAUAUAUAGCGGUGAAAAGGUUGUCUAGAGAUUCUGGCCAAGGACAGCUUGAAUUUAAGAAUGAGGUUUUAUUGGUUGCCAAGCUUCAGCACCGCAAUCUAGUUAGGCUCCUCGGUUUCUGCUUGCAUGGAAAUGAAAAGCUUCUUGUUUAUGAAUUUGUUCCAAAUGCUAGUCUUGAUCAUUUCAUAUUUGAUCCAAUCAAGCGAGCAAAUUUGGAUUGGCAAACGCGGCACAAAAUUGUAGGAAGCAUUGCUCGAGGGCUCCUUUACCUUCAUGAAGAUUCUCGUCUUAGAAUUAUUCAUCGUGAUCUCAAAGCUAGUAAUAUUUUGUUAGAUGCAGAAAUGAAUCCUAAAAUUUCAGACUUUGGCCUGGCAAGGUUGUUUAUAGUUGAUCAAACUCAAGCCAAUACAAAUCGAAUAGUGGGGACCUAUGGCUACAUGGCUCCGGAGUAUGCAAUGAAUGGGCAAUUUUCAAUUAAAUCUGAUGUCUACAGUUUUGGAGUAUUACUGUUGGAGAUUAUAAGUGGACAAAAAAAUAACAGUUUCCAUCAGGGAGAGAAUGUAGAAGACUUGUUAAGCUAUGCAUGGAGAAAUUGGAGGGAGGGCUUAGCUAUUAAUGUUGUAGAUGGCAUGAUGAGGGGUGGUUCAACAAGUGAGAUAAUGAGGUGCGUUCACAUAGCAUUGUUGUGCGUCCAAGAAAAUCCAAGUGAUAGGCCAACCAUGAAUUCAAUUGUUCUGAUGCUUAAUAGCAACUCUCUCACUCUCCCUCUACCCUCACGCCCUGCGUUUUUUAUGGGCAGCAGCACCAUUGGAUCAGACGAUAUGUCAUUAGUAUCGGAUUACAAUUCAGGGGCCAUAGAAUCUGAUGAUCAUUCUAGAACCAUAAUAGCGAAUUCUGUCCAACUGUCGACAAAUGGGGUUUCAAUUACUGAUCCUUACCCUCGUUAGUUAUGUGAGAUCUCAUCUGUAACAUGCAUGUUAUGAAAAUCUACAUCACCACCCCUACAUGGUAUUUUAUUUUCCUUUUUAUUCUAUUUUAUGUAAAUCGCCUAUUUUAAUUUUUUAAUUAUAUUUAAUAUUAAUUUUCUUUA